Messenger RNA from Mesoplodon densirostris (Blainville's beaked whale), 2676 nucleotides. It is a transcript of the gene KCNQ5, whose product is annotated as potassium voltage-gated channel subfamily Q member 5. The coding region runs from base 1 to 2676 and encodes 891 amino acids. Gene Ontology annotation, cellular component: membrane. Gene Ontology annotation, biological process: potassium ion transport; transmembrane transport. The record is from RefSeq and is a predicted model, not a curated record. The transcript has 14 exons. Gene Ontology annotation, molecular function: voltage-gated potassium channel activity. Lineage: Eukaryota; Metazoa; Chordata; Mammalia; Artiodactyla; Ziphiidae.
AUGCCCCGCCAGCACGCGGGCGGAGAGGAGGGCGGCGCCGCCGGGCUCUGGGUGAGGAGCGGUGCGGCGGCGGCGGCGGGCUGGGGGCGCGCGGGCUGCGGCAUGAAGGAUGUGGAGUCGGGCCGGGCCAGGGCGCUGCUGAACUCGGCGGCCGCCGGGGGCGACGGGCUGCUGCUGCUGGGCACCCGCGCGGCCGCGCUGGGCGGCGGCGGCGGCGGCCUGCGGGAGAGCCGGCGGGGCAAGCAGGGCGCCCGGAUGAGCCUGCUGGGGAAGCCGCUCUCCUACAGCAGCGGCCAGAGCUGCCGGCGUAACGUCAAGUACCGGCGGCUGCAGAACUACCUGUACAACGUGCUGGAGAGACCCCGCGGCUGGGCGUUCGUCUACCACGCUUUCGUUUUCCUCCUUGUCUUUGGUUGCUUGAUUUUGUCAGUGUUUUCCACCAUCCCCGAGCACACAAAGUUGGCCUCAAGUUGCCUCUUGAUUCUGGAGUUUGUGAUGAUCGUCGUCUUUGGUUUGGAGUUCAUCAUUCGAAUCUGGUCUGCAGGCUGCUGUUGCCGGUACAGAGGAUGGCAAGGAAGACUGAGAUUUGCCCGGAAGCCCUUCUGUGUUAUAGAUACCAUCGUCCUCAUCGCCUCCAUAGCAGUAGUUUCUGCCAAAACUCAGGGUAACAUCUUCGCCACGUCGGCGCUGCGCAGCCUGCGCUUCCUGCAGAUCCUGCGCAUGGUGCGCAUGGACAGGCGCGGCGGCACCUGGAAGCUGCUGGGCUCCGUGGUCUACGCGCACAGCAAGGAAUUAAUUACAGCUUGGUACAUAGGAUUUUUGGUUCUGAUUUUUUCGUCUUUCCUUGUCUACCUGGUGGAAAAGGAUGCCAAUAAGGAAUUCUCUACAUACGCGGACGCACUCUGGUGGGGCACGAUAACAUUGACCACAAUCGGCUAUGGAGACAAAACCCCCCUGACCUGGCUGGGAAGGCUGCUCUCUGCAGGCUUUGCACUCCUGGGCAUUUCUUUCUUUGCACUUCCUGCUGGCAUUCUUGGCUCAGGUUUUGCAUUAAAAGUACAAGAACAGCACCGCCAGAAGCACUUUGAGAAAAGAAGGAACCCAGCUGCCAGCCUCAUCCAGUGCGUUUGGCGUAGUUAUGCAGCUGACGAGAAAUCUGUCUCCGUUGCAACCUGGAAGCCGCACCUGAAGGCCUUGCACACCUGCAGCCCCACCAAGAAAGAGCAAGGGGAAGCGUCAAGCAGCCAGAAGCUCAGCUUCAAGGAGCGCGUACGCAUGGCGAGCCCGCGGGGCCAGAGCGUCAAGAGCAGGCAGGCCUCGCUGGGCGACAGGCGGUCCCCCAGCACGGACAUCACCACCGAGGGCAGCCCCACCAAAGUGCAGAAGAGCUGGAGCUUCAACGACCGCACCCGCUUCCGGCCCUCGCUGCGGCUCAAGAGCUCCCAGCCCAAGCCGGUGGCAGAUGCUGACACGGCGCUUGGCACCGAUGACGUGUAUGAUGACAAAGGAUGCCAGUGUGACGUGUCUGUGGAGGACCUCACCCCACCACUGAAAACUGUCAUUCGGGCGAUCAGAAUUAUGAAGUUUCACGUUGCAAAACGGAAGUUUAAGGAAACAUUGCGCCCGUAUGACGUAAAAGACGUCAUCGAACAGUAUUCUGCUGGUCACCUGGACAUGCUGUGCAGAAUUAAAAGCCUGCAAACACGUGUGGAUCAAAUUCUUGGAAAAGGGCAAAUCACAUCAGAUAAGAAGAGCAGAGAGAAAAUAACCGCAGAACAUGAGACCACAGAUGACCUCAGCAUGCUUGGCCGAGUGGUCAAGGUUGAAAAACAGGUCCAGUCCAUCGAGGCCAAGCUGGACUGCCUGCUGGACAUCUACCAGCAGGCCCUGCGGAAAGGCUCCACGUCGGCCCUCGCGCUGGCCCCCCUGCAGACCCCGCCUUUCGACUGUCAGCAGACCUCGGACUAUCAGAGCCUGGCCCCGCCCGGCAGCCGCCUGCCCCGCUCGGCCAGCGCGGGCCUGACUCGGGGCCUGCAGCUCAUCCUCGCGCCCGGCGAGCUGGGCGCGCAGACCUUGUAUGCGCUGAGCCCCACGGCGGCCCAGGGGCCCGGAAGCCCGGGGGACGGUCCAGCGGCGGCGGGGGUGGGCGCAGCCCGGCCAGCGGCUCCCGCCACCUUGCAAAUCCCGGCCCCGCUACCCGCCCUGGGGGCCCUGGUCCCCGGCCCCGCGGGCCCGCACGAAGGCCUCCCCGACGUCUCCGCCCGCCUCGAGGCCGCCAAGGAGCGUGCACUGCGCCAGAGCCUCGACCUGGACGGCGCGGCCCUGCUGUCCGUCCGGCCCGCGGCGGCCCAGGACCGGGGCAAGUCGGCGUCGGUGCAGAACCUGAUCCGGUCCGCGGAGGACCUGGACGUGCCGCUGUCGGGGAGCGAGUCCAGCGGCUCCAGGGGCAGCCAAGAUUUUUACCCCAAAUGGAGGGAAUCCAAAUUGUUUAUAACUGAUGAGGAGGCGGGUCCGGAGGAGACCGGGUCGGACGCCUUGGACGCGGGGCCGCCGGCCCGGGAACCCGCCCUGGCGUCGGACUGUCUCAGGACUGGACGAUCCCGAUCAUCUCGGAGCGCGGGCCCGGUGGCGGGAGCUGCGGAGGCCCUCGGCCGGGCCCACGCCAGGCUGAAAUGA